This is a messenger RNA of Rosa rugosa (rugosa rose), 784 nucleotides long. Its product is annotated as F-box/kelch-repeat protein At3g24760-like. The record is from RefSeq and is a predicted model, not a curated record. The coding region runs from base 29 to 784 and encodes 251 amino acids. Gene Ontology annotation, biological process: SCF-dependent proteasomal ubiquitin-dependent protein catabolic process. The transcript is spliced from 2 exons. Gene Ontology annotation, molecular function: protein binding; ubiquitin-protein transferase activity. Lineage: Eukaryota; Viridiplantae; Streptophyta; Magnoliopsida; Rosales; Rosaceae.
CACCAUUUCCAAAUCUUCAUUGUUUAUUAUGAAACAAAAAAGUGAACAAGCAAGACUUACAGAAUUACUCCUCCUCCUCUCUCUAUCUCUCAAACCCAUGACGGAAAUCACCAACCUGAGCUCCGAUGUGACGGAGCUGAUCCUCUCCUACCUCCCCAUCCCGACCCUCGUCCGAGCCUCCACCGUCUGCAAGCUCUGGCAAUCCAUCAUCUCCUCCACCACCUUCUCCGCCACGCAAACCCAAACCCAAACCCAAUCCCACCCCUGGUUCUUCCUCUACGGCAUCCACAACACCUCCUCCAAGAACAACCAGUCCUUCACCUUCGACCCUCUCUCCAACCGCUGGCUCCGCCUCCCAACCCCCACCUUCCCUCCCCACCACUACUCCCUCUCCUGCUUCCUCGGCGCCGACGGUUUCUUCCUCAUCACCGCCCCUAACUUCACCUACUCCAGAAUCCUCAAGCGCUCUUGGCGCUCCACCUCGCCUCUCCACUUCUCCCGCAUCAACCCUCUUCUAGGCGUUUUCGACUCCGGCUCUCUCCUCCCCAACUUCAUCGUCAUCGGUGGUGUCAGAUUCAUCGGCAACUUGGUCGACAUCGAGGACCGCUUGGCCGUCGAGAUCUACAGCCCCGACUCCGAUUCCUGGCAGCUCCGUCCUCCUCUCCCUGCUGAUUUCAGAUCCGGCAAUUCCUCCCAGUCCUUGUCAUCCGCCCUCUUCAAAGGGAGGUUCUCCGAUGAAGAUCGAACAGGGGAGACCACUGAUGGAGAGGGAGAGACUGAGUGA